Nezara viridula (southern green stink bug) is the source of this 792-nucleotide messenger RNA. Lineage: Eukaryota; Metazoa; Arthropoda; Insecta; Hemiptera; Pentatomidae. The record is from the annotation of a GenBank genome assembly.
AUGUGGAUUCCAGUGAAGAUUCCCAAAAUGCAAGGAGUUGCAUUUAAGUUUGGUGAGCGGAGAGAUGAUUGGAAAUGCUGCUUUUGCUGUCAUGUACGAACAGCAACCAUAUUUCUUGGGAUAUGGCAUUUGCUCCUUCAUAUGCUGACAUUGUCAGUAGUUGCUGUAGUCAUUCGGCAUCCUGAAAUGGUAACAGAACCAACAGCUCCAGCGUUACCUACACCUUUAAGCAGCGAGUUAGCAAAUCCAGCUAAUUAUUCUCCCAACUCUUAUGGGAAAUUCCUUGCCAGAAACCCAGGAGAAUCACAAAGAUUGAAUGUCAGUAUCGUUGUUAUAUUUUCAACUUUUGUUAUUACUUUAUUGAUGGUUUAUGGAGCUAUUAAAGGAAAGCCUUCUUACCUGAUGCCUUUCUUCUGUCUUCAGCUGUUUGAUUUCUGUGUUACGAGUUUGACUGCUCUUACGUACCUGUGUUAUCUACCUGAUAUGCAUCGAAUCGUAGCUGAGUCUCCCCGUGUGCCAAUGCAAGCCCAGUUAUUGCAACUGUCUCCAGAAUCGUUAGCACUCAUCGUCCUCUUCACUUUUGUAACUGCCAUGCUUCUUAAGGCAUAUUUCAUUGGAGUUGUUUGGAGUUGCUAUAAAUACCUUACCUUACGUCUGAUAUCAGCCCAAAGAACUCUUCAUCUCAUCGAGCCAGAAUCUGCCCAGGAUUUACUUCCAGACUACGACACAGCAGUAAAGUUUCCUCCACCACCACCUCCUUACAACCAAGCUAUGUCACACCCUACCGCAUAA